Haemorhous mexicanus (house finch) is the source of this 3917-nucleotide messenger RNA. RefSeq names its product coiled-coil domain containing 170 (gene CCDC170). Lineage: Eukaryota; Metazoa; Chordata; Aves; Passeriformes; Fringillidae. The transcript is spliced from 13 exons. The record is from RefSeq and is a predicted model, not a curated record. Bases 1 to 2271 code for a protein of 756 amino acids.
AUGUGUGCCACCGAGCCCUGUCCCUUACCAGGGCCCCCCUUCGUGCUUCCCCCGGGACGCGUUGCCAAGGGCACGGCUGUGGCCGGCAGCGGCUCCGGGGCUGGCGGGGGCAGCGGCGCGGCGGAACUGCGAAACAAAGGAAGAAUGAAGUCAACAAAGGUUCGUGAGUCAUCAUUUUUGGAAUCUCAUGAUCACGUUCUUUUGGAUAUUCCCGUCACUAGAGAGCAGAUGAAUCAUUAUCGAGCUGCAGCUGAAACUGCUCAAAGUGAACUCGCAGCACUUUCAGUGAAGUAUGACUGUGCCCAGUCAGAGCUGCUUAAACUCAGGUCGAGCAUGAUCUCUAAAGAAGCUUCUUUUCAAGAGCUGAAGGCUGAAGCUGAAAGCCAUAAGGAAAGCAAGGCCAGACUGAUGUCUCGCCUCCUGUCUUUACAAACACAAAUCCAGGAGAUGGAAAAAGAGCUGUGUAUGCUUGCUGCCUCUAAAAACCAGGCUGAGCUGGCAGCUCAGGUGGCAUACAAGGAAAACUUGGAGCUGAAGGAGGAGCUUCAUGAGAAAAGCGCAGAACUUAAUAAAUAUUUGAAAGAGCGUGAAGAAAACAUGACUCAAGCUACUAAAAUCAGCAAAAACUAUGAAUUGCUCCUUACACAUCUUUCUGGAUUCUUGGACAUGGACAUCAGAGAAAAAGAGAAACCACAAGAACACAUAACAUCAAAGGUCUCUGAAAUAUGUAAAGAAAAUGUGACACUAAAAGACCAGGUUGCUGCUCUUCAAGAAGCUGUGAAUGUCCAUGAGAUGGAGUCUAAAGCUAACAGAGAAACUAUAAUGAGACUAGUUUCAGAAGCGGCCAAGGAGCAGAAAAAGGCAGCAGGAUACUACCAAGACAUGGAAAAACUUAGUAAGGAUCUUGACAGUGCUAUAAUAAAGAGGCAGAGUUUAGAGAUGGAGAUCAGAAACCUCCAAGAGAAACUGACUGUUAACCAGAAAGCUUUGGACACCUCGAAGCAGGAGCUGCACAAUCUGAAGAAAUCUUCCAGUGAGUUAGAUGCAAGCUUGAAGAGUAGCAGAGAAGAGGUCAGGACUGCUCAGAGCUCUUUAGAGGCUUUUAAAGAAGAAAUUGCUACCCUGCUCAGCUGUGGAUCUGAAAUAGUUAAACCUUCUGAGAAGGCCAUUUUGGAGAGGAUCCAAGAAAUAAAUUGCAAAGAAAAGAAUAAAGAAAUAAUGGUAUCUCAGCUUGAAACACAAUUAGCUAAAUUGACUAAAGCUUUGGAAAACCAGACCAGAUUGUACCAUGAAGCCCUGGAGAGGAGCAGGAAAGCUGAAAAAUGUUCUGAGAAUUUCCACGAUCAACUGAAGCACUUGGAAGAGGAAUUAUUAAAUGGAGACCUGAUGCAAGAUGGUUUGAAGCUUGAGAAACAAAAAUAUCUGAAAUUUCUGGAGCAACUUAAUGAGAAGAUGAAGCUGGACAGCCUAGCAGCAGAGGUUGGAUUUGAUAUGACCAUGGAUGUGAUUCUGGCCCGGGUAGAGCAGUUGGUGAAACUGGAAGGGGAUGCAGUGGUUGAGAACAAGACUGUGGCAUACAGCCUCAGAAGGAAGUUGAAGGCUCAGAAAGAAAAACUUGAGAGCAAAGAGCUGCACAUGAACCUUCUGCGGCAGAAAAUAACCCAGCUGGAAGAAGAGAAGCAAGUAAGGGCAGCCUUAGCUGUGGAAAGGGAUGAGGCCAAUCUUGCUGUCAGAAAGUUACAUAAGAUGAUAGAGAGGCUACAGAAGCAGCUUGAUCUGGCAAGGGAAACAAAUACUGAUCUCAAAGCCAAGCUGUCUGAAACCAGUGAACUUAAGAUCAAAACUUUGGAGCAGAACAGAACAAUAGAAGAACUCAGUAAGUCUCAAGACAAAUUGGAAAGAAUGAAAGAAAAAGCUGAGAAACAACUUAGAUCUGCCAAAUCAGAACUUCUUUUAAAGGACCGUAAAGCUACUGAAGAUAAAGAAAAAAACAAAAAUAUGUUAGAAGCAGUUACCAGUGAGAUGAAGGUGCUUAAAACAACCCUCGCAGAACUAACAAAAAGAGAGAGACAGCUGGCGGAUUUCCGAGAGGUGGUCUCGCGGAUGCUGGGCCUCGACAUUGCCAGCCUGGCUCUUCCUGACUAUGAAAUCAUUUCACGCCUUGAAGGGCUGAUUCACUCCCAUCAGCACCAUUUCCUCCCCUGUGUCUGCCUCAAAGACAUGGCAAGGACCCCAGAGGAGCAGCAAAGAAACAUCCAGCUUCUUCACUGAACGGAGAUGGAACAAAGUAAAACUUUCUGUUUGCUUCCUUACCUGCUGGACCUCCACAGAAAACAGAUCCCUAUUUCUGUUCCCUACUCUAGAGAUACCAGCUAGGGCUGAUUUUAGAACUUCAACAGAGAGACUGAUUGGAAUGGGUAGAGUCAAGCCAGCAGCCUGGAGAUGGCAAACAGAAAAUCCCUGGGCAGCUUAAUACUUCAGUUACGUAAAUGACAGGCAACACAUCAACAGUGCCCUCGAGUUACAGUGCAGAGGUGUGGAAGUCACGGGUCACCAAGGUCAUCUCACAGUUUUGAGAAGGUACUGGAUGCCUGCUUCAGUGGCAUUCCUUGUGCCUUACCUCUAGGUGACAAGGAUGAAAUCAAGUAGGGGUUGCUCUGCUGCUGUUCUUCUUGCCACCUGGGACAUCUCUGCAUUUUUUACACAUAAGGGUUUUAGCUUUAGGACAACUGUCUGCAAGUUAGAGGAUUAUGUCAAUUUUGGAACAAGAGAUUUUUUUUUUCCUCUGCAGGUUUCUUUUGUCUGCUGUAUGACAAAGCAAAAAAAUUCAUUUUUUGCAGUAAAGGCUUUCUCACAGGGUUCUGUCUUGUGCCUCAUAUAGAUAUAUUUGAUAAAAUUGAGUGUUGGCCUUGGUCAUGAUGUCUUGAAAAGUUUGCUUCCAGCUGCUGUGUUCCUUGGGCAAUUAAUCCGCAGUGGCAAUUCUUCUGGGUUUAUGAAAAGUUAUUUUAGAAUUCUUGUUCACUACAGAAAAUAGCUGAAUUAGUAAAGUGUUUAUUUUCAGAGAAGUGAUGAUGAGGUGUACAAAACUACCUCUUAGCAGUAAAAACUGCUUUCUGAGAGCUGUUAAACAUCAUGAUUUUUUAAAAAAAAAUAUAGACAAUAUAUCUGUUUUAGCAGCACAUUCAAACUUGAUUCUGUGGCUUUAGUUUUCUCUUCCCAUUAUAUGUUUUGUAUGGUUGUGUAGAACAGUAAAGAUGACUUACUUAUUUUUGUCUUGGCCAUUUGUGGGCUUUUAACAGUAUCUCAGCAAAUGAUGACCCACUCAGUACAACUGAACACACUAUUUUAAGAAAAAUGACACUUUCUCAAGUAAGAGUGGUAAUUUCGGUGUCUGGCUGGGGACUCAAAUCGUGUUUUUAUUUCAUUGGCUUCUGAAGAAUUGUUUCCCAUUGACUUGCUGUAAAAUAAAGAAAUGAACACUCAAGCUUUUGUAAAAUCAGUCAUUUGAGAAGACCGAAAUAAAUCUUGCAUAAAUUCUUCUGCUCUUGUGGCUAACUGGUUUGAAAGCAAUUUAAUUUUUUGUUUUGUAACAUAAGAUUGUUUUGGGGGGAAUGACUUCAAACUGAAAGAGACCAGGUUUAGAUUAGAUAUGAGAAAAAAAUUAUUUUUUGUGUGGGUAGUGAGGCACAGGUUGCACAGAGAAGUUGUGGAUGCUCCAUCCCUGGAAGUGUUCAAGGCUGGAUGAAAUGUAAUUUUUGGGCAUGAUAUGUUGAUUGGGGAUUUAGAGGGUGGAAAAAGAUGCAAUAAUUUUCUAAUGCUUUGUGAGAUGAUACAAGUAGUUUCACUUUGUGUUUUGUUGGUUUUAUUGGAACUUCUUUUUGAUUGAUUUUUUAAAGAACAAAACCCAUUUUCUUCAU